AUGUGCAGAGGUGACGUCCCUUUUCAGCUUUGUCAACAAUGCGUCCAAGAUGCUACUCAGCGACUAUCAACAGAGUGCUCCUUGGCUAACCAAGCUGUGAUUUGGUACGAUGAGUGCACCGUUCGUUAUUCCAAUCGCUCAUUCUUCUCUACUUUCGACACCAGGCCUAGACUUGGCAUGAUGAACACAGCCAAUAUCCCAAACCAGAAAAGCUUUAUGCGUUUAUUGUUUCAGACCAUGAACCAAACUGCAGAUGAUGCUGCUCGUCCCCUUGUUGGUAACAAGUUUUCCAGAAGGCAAGCAAAAACUUCUGGAUCUCAGAGGCUUUAUUGUCUAGCUCAAUGCACUCCGGACCUGUCACCCAAAGAUUGCAGAACCUGUCUCAGUGCAUUGAUAGGGGACCUUCCAUGGUGCUGUCAAGGGAAGCUAGGAGGGAGAGUUCUUUAUCCCAGUUGUAAUGCUAGGUAUGAAUUGUACCCUUUCUAUGAUCAGCUGAGUUGA
Sphenostylis stenocarpa is the source of this 501-nucleotide messenger RNA. Lineage: Eukaryota; Viridiplantae; Streptophyta; Magnoliopsida; Fabales; Fabaceae. The record is from the annotation of a GenBank genome assembly.